Molecule: messenger RNA, 833 nt
Organism: Sardina pilchardus (European sardine)
Lineage: Eukaryota; Metazoa; Chordata; Actinopteri; Clupeiformes; Clupeidae
Product: myelin P2 protein-like
Exons: 4
Coding region: 97-501 (134 amino acids)
Biological process (GO): fatty acid transport
Cellular component (GO): cytosol; nucleus
Molecular function (GO): fatty acid binding
Source: RefSeq, a predicted model, not a curated record
ACACACACACACACACACACACACACCAAGGCUUCACCUGGACGUGGACUCAUCACCCCAGAGACCAGAACACACACACACACCGCAGCUAUCAUCAUGGCCGAGAAGUUUGUUGGAAGCUGGAAGAUGGUGGAGAGUGAGAACUUUGAUGAGUACCUCAAGGCACUGGGUGUGGGCUUUGCUCUGAGGCAGGUAGCGAGCAGAGCCAAACCGAGCUUGACCAUCACCAUGGAUACUGAUGGAAGCAUCACAAUGAGGACUCAGAGCACCUUCAAGAACACAGAGGUCAAGUUCAAACUCAACGAGGAGUUCGACGAGACCACCGGCGAUGACAGGAAGACCAAAAACGUCAUGACGGUGGAGAACGGUGUUCUGGUCCAGAGGCAGACGUGGGACGGCAAGGAGACGACCAUCGAGAGGGAGGUGGGGGACGGCAAGCUGACCGCGAAGUGUAAGAUGGGCGGCGUGGUGGCGGUGAGAACCUACGUGAAGGAGCCGUAAGAUGUGCGUGAGACGUACGUGAGCACGGGGAGGUCAGCGGAAGCUCCUGAUGUCUUACGGAGUGUGUGGAGAUGCUUCUGACGUCUGGAGACGCCAACACUCAGACCAGAGAACCAAGACUAACGGAGAGUUCUCCUCAUUUACCUAUGCGGAUCACUGGAACAGCACAAUGACGUGUGUGUGUGUAUGUGUGUGUGUGUGUGUGUGUGUGUGUGCUGGGGGGUUGGAUCAGGUUAUUCCACUGUAUAUUAAUGGGUGAAAUUGUAUUAUGGGCCCCAAAGUGUAACAAAAAUGUUGGUUUGAUUUACUUAAAAUAAAUGACAUAAAAUGCC